GCUUUCGAGCACCACGAUCAUAUGCCUGACUGGUUUUCAAGCUGUUGUGGUAAGAUAGGACUGAAGAUGAAGAUAUAAUCGCCGGGUCGAGUGUAUCGUGAUCGAUUUUCAUCGGUCGAAACAGGUCGGAGGGCAAAGUUCGAAUAUUAUGAAGUACGGGAUUUAUCUUAGCGCGGCUAUGUCUCAACUCUUCUACAUCUGUUGGUUAGGGAACGAGCUCGACUACGCGAGUUCGACAUUGGACAAAAGUCAGUGGUUCUCGGGCUGGCAUAACGAACGUUUGGCCGGUGUUGCUCGGAUAUUCACGUUGUCCACGGUGUUCACCAGAAAAUCGAUAAUUCUAAGAGCCAGUGCAUUUUACGUCCUUUCUUUGGAAACUUUUAUCGUGAUUAUAAAGAGAUCCUACUCGUUUUUCACCUUAUUGAACAACAUGGAUUUAACGGGUCAUUAACACCGCUGUCUUUAUUCAACAUGAGAAGAAGACCGUUUACACGCGCGUUUAGAGGCAUCGAUUAUACAUAUAUUCUUCGGUUUGAAAACGGUAAAACGGAAACUUAAUCCAAUGUUUCAGCGUUCCACCGUGAUAACACACAUAAUAACGUAAAAUUAAGAAUAGAAACCCUAUCGUUGAAGUAUUCGUCAAUCGUUAAAGUUAUCCCGAUAACUCUUUCCCUCAUCACGCUCCAUGAUCCUCUUCGGGCCAGCAACCUUGCAAAUCAUUAGUCGGACGGGAUUGUUCGAGAAAUUUACCGAUUCGUUCUGUGUUUGUUCUGCUCGGUAAUAAUUGCGUUACGAUAAUAAACAGUCUUGUUUCUCAAUGUUUGAGAGAGAGAGAGAGAGAGUCAAGAAAUCGAACAAUUAAUUCCUCGUUUUUAACCUUUUCGCGAUUAUUAUAAUCGGGCUGCAUAAGAUAUCGUACGAAAUGACGAGCGAUUCGAGUUAUCGCGCAUUAUCGAGUAUAUUAUAUUUCUCUGGAAACAUCGAUAUUCGUUUUCCAAUAACAAAAUCGUCGAAUUGUGAGCGAACGCGGCCGUUGACCAUCUUUCUCCAUGCGAAAGGGUUAACCGCGUGACGAAUGUUAACAUUGUGGCGGUCGAAAAUCGGUUCGCUCGAUUCGAAUGCAAUUAAACGAAAUUACGAUUACGGGCGAGCGUCGGUCAUCUCCAUCGAUUAAUUGAUCACCAGGCGUGAAUACUUGGCGAUAAAGUUGCCGCUCCUUCGAAAAACGUAUUCGCGGGCAAAGAUGAUGGAAAUUCGAGGAUGGUAAUUAAAAAGGCGCGUUUUACCGCCCUCUGCCCAUCCGUUCGUCCACGACACGGAACACGACGGGAGGAACACGAGAGGGCUCGUGUCUUACUCACUCUCUCCGCUCCCCUUUUUCAAUCUCCCGUUUGAUCUGACCGAUGAGUAUCUGGCCUGAUUUAUAGCGACCUACCCGCUUCGCACGGCGUUCGUUUCAUUUAACCGGGCUUACAUAAAUAUCACUCUCCUUUGGAUUCCCAAGCGAAUUAACGAAACAAAGUGUUCGUUUCGUUUUCACCUCGAACGUGGUAGGCUCUGCUAUGAGAUAUUUCUCCAUAGAAAACUCCCCCUCUUUCGAGAGUAAUCAAUGCCAAGUUAUUACGUUAUAUACACGUCCUUUCGACGAUUGUAAACUCAGAUGCACGGGUCAGAUGAGAAGGAACGAUAAAUCGUUUCGAGACGAAAUGUUAUUCAUAGUCCGCGGACUAGUCUAUAGUUGUAUAGUCGAUGGGGAAUUCUCGUGCAAAAAGGAAUUAAAGUUUCAUCCCGUUCGGUGGCAUGAACGGGAAUUCAAUCGUCUCUGAUCUCCCCAGACCAUUCCUAGUGGAAAAAUAAUCACGCGUAUACGAUUCGUUCGAGAUCGAAUACAAUCGAGCGAAUAAUCUUCUGCCUCGUCGUGGAGGAAAGAGAAGGAGCGAGGAUGUCGUUGUUCCGCAGGCCAUUCCACUGGCACUUGCUUCCUAGACAGAUGGUCGGUUCAGCACAUGUUAUCUAACUGUAGGUCCCCUUUAACCGUCCAUUUCUACCGUUUCUAUCGUACGUAUCCUCGGCCAGGCUGAGUGCGCGCUCUCGCACCGUUUUUUUCCAGCCUCCGUUUUCUUGCGUUUCUCGUAAUCGCUGAUCGUCCAUUCUUCUUCUUCUUCUUCUCAAUUUUGUCCUCUUUCUUUCUUCGGCUUUCGAAAAAAAUCGAUAGUAAAAA
Molecule: messenger RNA, 2221 nt
Organism: Apis florea (little honeybee)
Lineage: Eukaryota; Metazoa; Arthropoda; Insecta; Hymenoptera; Apidae
Product: putative odorant receptor 92a
Biological process (GO): sensory perception of smell; detection of chemical stimulus involved in sensory perception of smell
Cellular component (GO): plasma membrane
Molecular function (GO): odorant binding; olfactory receptor activity
Source: RefSeq, a predicted model, not a curated record